AUGUCCAAAUCGAAGGCUUCAAGCAUCGCCGAUGGGGCCGAACGAGCGAGUCAAACCGGAGUCCAGACGAGAAGCGGAGCAUCGACGCGCCCCGCGGCUCCACCGGUCGAAGAACAGGAGGAAAACCCCAGGGAAACCGCCGAAACGUCCGAAACAGAACAAACCUCGACGGAACGAACCUCUACCACCGCCAGCGAGAAAACAGCAGUAGAAGAGGACUCACGACGGAAGAAGCGUGCGCCUCAGGGAAAGGAAAGCAGGAGGAAAAUUUUGGAAGCUGAGGAAAAGCUGGCGGAACUGAAACUGGCAGAGGCACGUGCAUCGCUCGCCCUCGCAGAAGCCAAGCUGGUCAGGGAAAAGGCCAUGUUGGCCUGCGGAGACGAGGAGGGAAACGAGGUAGCAGAAAAGGAAACGGACAAGGUGGAAGAGUGGCUGCAAGGGCAAACCAUUAACCCUGCGGCCGAGGAAAAAGAAAAGCAGAACGAAAAUGAAGAAAAGAAAAAUGAAAAUUCGGAAAAUGAACCGGAGCACAGAAAAGCUGAAGAAAAACAGAAGAGCAGCGACAUCACUUCGCUGGCGGCGGCGCUCACACAGGCCGUCCGCAUGUCAAGAGACGCCCCCAGGUUUCUCCAAGAGCUUCCCCCGUUCGCCGGACAUUCGACGGGGUGGCUCGGCUACAGGGCGGCGUACUACGAGACUGAAGAAAUGUUCUCGCACACCGAGAAUACUAUGAGGCUAAGAAGAAGCCUCAAGGGAGCAGCCCUCGAAGCGGUCGAGAGUCUACUCAUCAGCCAACCGGAGCCGCGAGCAGUCAUCCAGGCGCUGGAAAGAAGAUUCGGCCGUCCAGACACACUGGCGAUGGGUGAAAUACAGAAAAUCAAGGCGUUGGGCAGGCUGAGUGACAGCCCGCGCGAACUCUGCAUAUUUGCUAACAAGAUAGCGAAUGUGGUGGCCACGCUGGAGACACUUAAAAAGGUACACUAUAUGUUUAAUCCUGAAUUAGUGAAAAGUAUUGUAGAAAAGCUGCCGCCCAUUCUGCGCAACAAGUGGUACGAUUUUGCCGCAAGAAGAAAAGAAGAUACGUCGGACUUGAAGAAGAUGACCCUGUUCCUCAAUGAAGAAGCCGACAAAUGCAGUGCGUAUGCGCUGCCCGAGGAGACCGAACCUCACCCGGAGAGGCCCCAGAGAAGAAGACUGGAACGGGCUUUCGCCACAGAGGUAAGUGGCAGGAAAAGGUGCCCGAUGUGCCAGAACGAACACCACUUGACGGAGUGCAAGCAGUUCCUCGGGGCCCCUGUGAACGAGCGCUGGAACAUAGCGAAAAAGAACCGCAUCUGUUUUCAAUGUUUGCGGAGCAACCACCGCCGAGGGGGCUGCGGGGCAAAGAGGUGUAGUGUCAACGGGUGCGGCAUGGCGCACCACCGCCUGCUGCAUCACUCCAGACCACCGGCAGACCAGCAACAGCCGACGGCGCCGCCACAGGCCAUGGAAGCAGGGGAGGCAGCGACCGUGGAAAUAGUGAGCAGCACCAACUGCCUUCAGGAACGACAAGCCUUCCUAAAGGUCGCUCCGGUCACGGUCUUCGGCAAGAACAGCACCAGAAUAGACACCUACGCACUCAUGGACGACGGCAGCACAGUGACACUCAUCGAUGAAGACCUGGCGGAGCUCCUCCACCUGGACGGGCCUCGCCACGACAUGUGGGUGCAGGGCCUCAGUGAUACAAAGAAGUACGAAAACAGCAAAAAGGUAAGCUUCAAGAUAAGGGGGCGCCACUGUAAAGAAGAGUACGGCGUGGGGAGUGCAAGAACAGUAAAGAAACUGCUAUUCACGCCGCAGAAAAUUCGCAAGGAAGACCUGCACCACUGCGCGCACCUGAGGGGCCUUGAAGACCACCUGAUGUACGAAAAUGCGCGCCCGAGAAUCCUGCUGGGUCAAGACAACUGGGAGUUGCUGCUGGCCCUCGAGACGAAAACGGGAAGGAGAAACCAGCCGGUCGCAUCCCACACACGACUCGGUUGGGUGCUGCACGGAUACAGGUCGUCACAUACGCAAACUAUAGCCUUCUGUGGCCACACAGUAGCCAAAAAGGUGGAGAAGACAGAAGACAAUAUGGAAAACAUGAUGAAGAGGUUUUUCGACCUGGAAUCACUUGGGAUCGAAGCCAGAAAACAGAAAAAUGACCCAGAAGAGCGUGCGCUGGAGAUACUUAAGAAAAACAGUCGAAGACUUCCUGAUGGGCGCUUCGAAACCGCGCUGCUCUGGAAGGACGAGAAGGAAGUCAUUCCCAACAACUACAACGAUGCCUGGAAGCGUCUCAGGUCCCUGGAAAAGAAGCUGGAUCGAGACCCGGGCCUGAAAGAAAAAUACGAAGAAAGAAUAAACAACCUGCUGGAAUCCGGAUACGCAGUGCCAGCACAGGAGCCACCGGCAGCAGGGAGAACAUGGUACUUACCUCACUUCGCCGUGUGCAACCCAGCGAAACCAAAAAUCAGGUUAGUACACGACGCCGCGGCCAGAUCCCAUGGCCGCAGCCUCAAUGACAUGCUGCUCUCCGGCCCCGACCUUCUUCAGUCGCUGCCAGGAGUCAUCAUGAGGUUCCGCCGACACUCUGUGGCGGUAACCGCGGACAUCAAGGAGAUGUUCAUGCGCAUCCGCGUCCGGAAAGAAGACCGGGACGCACUCCGCUUCCUGUGGAGAGCUUCCCGAGUGAAGAAGAAGCACUGGAGACAUCGCAUGGUCCACCGGCACGCCGGGUUCGAGCUGCGAGGCUGGACAUCGAAUAGCGAAGCCAUACGCCGACGUCUCGGGAACGACCGAGACUCCAAGGAGGUCCCUGUGGGAGAAGACUGCGCGGACAAGACGCUGGGAAUAUGGUGGGAAGCGCAUGAAGACCUGCUGCGCUUCAACCUGAACGAGGCGAAGAUACCUCGCACCAUCAUGAGCGAGGAGCGGGCCCCCACGAAGCGUGAAGCCCUCAGUGUCGUGAUGUCAUUGUUCGAUCCGCUCGGACUACUGUCACCGCUCACCAUGCCCGCCAAGAAGUUCAUGCAGGAGACCUGGAGGUACGGCACCGGAUGGGACGAGCCCAUACCGGAGCAGCUCAUCCCCGAGUGGACGGCGUGGACGAGAGAUCUACAACAAGUAAGAAAACUAAAGAUUCCCCGCUGCUACAACCUGCAACCUGAAAUGGUAAGUGAAAUGCAUACCUUUGUCGACGCGAGUGAAGAGGCAUACGCCGCAGCUGUCUACAUUCGCAUGGUGCGCGAGGACGGAGCAGUACACACGGCGCUCGUGGCAGCCAAAAGCCGCGUAGCCCCGCUGAAGCCGACGUCCAUCCCGCGCCUGGAGCUGCAAGCUGCUCUACUGGGUACCCGCCUCGCGAAGACUGUGGAGAAAGAACUAGAAGUCGAGCUGGUAAGGAAAACAUACUGGAGCGAUUCCCGCACAGUGCUGGCGUGGAUACGCGCCGAGCCGCGGGCCUACAAAACGUUCGUCGCGCACCGCCUCGCCGAAAUAGAGGAAACAACGAAAGUCAGCGAGUGGCGAUGGGUGCCGACGAAAGAAAACGUGGCCGACGACGCGACGCGCGCCACACCCACGGACUUCGGAGCCGCCCACCGAUGGUUCAGCGGGCCCGAAUUCCUGAAAAAAGAAGAAAAAUUCUGGCCGGAAGAAGGAAAACCGGCGGAGAAAACGGACACGGGUGAAGAAAAGUGUUUUGUCGUACGAUACAUCGCGCUACAAGACAGCUUACCCGACAUCGAACGCAUAGAAAAAUGGAAGACGUUGAUACGAGCUACAGGUCGUGUACUGCAGUUCAUUGACUUCUGUCGUUCCCCGCGAGAAACAGUGGCAGCUGUGCGACAACGCACAAAGAAAAAUAAAGAAAAGGAUGCGGCCUGGGACUCGCGGCGAUCGAAGAAAGGAAAAUCCGCGACACAAAUGGAUCCAGUUACGCGAAGAAAAUACGUCGCACUCGACGCACAGUACCUCACUCGUGCCGAGGCACUCUGGCUGCGCCGAAUGCAAGAAGAAUCCUAUAGCGAAGAAAGAAAACGAAUGGAAGAAAACCGUUCUCCAGCGGCGGGAGACCGCCUCGCCUCGCUGAGUGUCCACCUGGAGGAGGGCCUCAUCAAGCUACGGGGUCGAGUAGCAGCCGCAGAAGACAUCAGCCGGGAAACCAACAACCCGGUUAUCAUGGAUGGCAGCCACAGGUACACGAAAUUAUAUAUCCAACAGAUACACGAAGAAAUGCACCACGGCGGAGUAGAAGCAACCGUGAACGAGAUCCGGCAGAGGUUCUGGGUGACCCGGAUACGCCCCACAGUCAAGGGUGUGAUCCGGGCCUGCCUGGCCUGCCGCAUACGCCGAGCCAAGCCGACGCGUCCGGCCACGGGCGACCUGCCCGUCGCCCGGCUGGCGCACCACGCGCGGCCAUACACCUUCACAGGGCUUGACUAUUUCGGCCCUGUGGAGGUCACCGUGGGCAGACAUCGAGAGAAGAGAUGGGUGGCCCUCUUCACAUGUCUCACCAUGAGGGCCGUCCACCUGAAGGUGGUGACGUCUCUCAGCGCCAACUCCGCCAUCGCAGCACUGCGGAGGUUCGUCGCCCGACGAGGACAACCGACUGAACUAUGGUCGGACAACGCGACCUGCUUCAAGGCCGCCGAGAAGGAACUACAACAAGAAUGGGAAAAGUAUAAGAGCGAAGUCAACGCCCGCCGCAUCAACUGGCGGUACAUCCCUCCGUCCGCCCCCUUCAUGGGCGGUGCGUGGGAGCGGCUGGUGCGGAGCGUGAAGGAGUCCCUGCGAGUCACUCUACACGAGCAGCAUCCGAGCGACGAGACCCUCUACACACUCCUUGAGCCCGAGGCCUUGACCCCCAACCACAUACUGCUGGGGUCGGGCUGCCAUGUACCUGCUCCAGGAAGAUUCGAAGAAGAAAAGACAUCGGCGCGGCAGCUGUGGAAGCGCGCGCAGCACCUGGCGGACGUGUUCUGGCGGAGGUGGGUAAGGGAGUACCUCCCACUCCUCCAGCACCGCCGGGAGCCACAUACCCGAGGCUCCGAUCCCGCGGUGGGUGACGUCGUUAUCAUAUGCGACUCGAACCUACCGCGCAACAUCUGGCCACGCGGGAAGAUCAAGAGGACAUAUCCAGGCAAGGACGGCGUGGUACGGGUCGUGGACGUGGAGACCGCGAACGGCCACGUUCUCCGGCGGCCCACCAAGAAGAUCGUCGUGCUACCGGGGGUGUCGCCUGCGCGACCGGCGGGAGAAAUGUGCACGACAGACAGUAAAUAG
Messenger RNA from Aricia agestis (brown argus), 5304 nucleotides. RefSeq lists its product as uncharacterized. The record is from RefSeq and is a predicted model, not a curated record. Lineage: Eukaryota; Metazoa; Arthropoda; Insecta; Lepidoptera; Lycaenidae. Gene Ontology annotation, biological process: DNA integration. Bases 1 to 5304 code for a protein of 1767 amino acids. Gene Ontology annotation, molecular function: nucleic acid binding. The transcript is spliced from 3 exons.